AUAAAAACAUCGGGGCCUAAGCCUAGAGUUUAGAAACCUAAAAAUAAAAUUGCUAAAAAAGAUUUACUUCUGCGCCAUCUAUAUCACGUGAUAUUUAAAGAAUUAAACAACAAGAAAGAUGGCGGACAAUGCUGCAGAUUCCACUAAAAGUGAAGAUGAAAAUGUGGAAGAUUAUAAAGUCUCCUCUACCUUUAACAAUCCUCAAUCAGCUACCAAUUCAGAUUCAAGCUCAACGUCCAGUCAUGACAAUGUUCAAUCAGUCAGUAGUACAGAUGUCAGAGAACAUCCUAUUAUACAGCCAUCCAAGCUUGCUGCACCACAACCUGGAUUUUGGGCAUUUGGUUCAGCUCAUAAUGCAGGAAUGUAUUCAAAUCCCUUUGUACCAAAGGCACCACUAAAAACAGAUGUGGUUUCUACAGCUUCAGCAUCAGGGGAGGAUAGAGAAAGUAUUAUUGCCCCUGGUAAACUUGGUGCAGCUGUUGGCAGAGAUUUUGGUUCUGGCUUUACUUGUAAUGCUAGUAAAUCUUUUCAUAUUCGACCAUCAGUAUUCUCAGGAUCUUCUCCUUCAAAUCAUGUUAAAGCUCCUCUUUUGAAACCAGCCAAAUUGCCUGAUCCUACAAAAACAACAGAAAACAAAGUUGAUACUGAGACAGAUAGUUCAGCUGCUGUCAGGGAAAGAUUGUCCGGUGCUGACAGUGAAGUCUCUUCUUCUUCCUCAUCCUCCUCAUCACCACUUAUAGCACAGCAAGAUUUAGAAGCUGCUCCACCUAAGGAGCCAGCUUACAAACAGGAGAUUGUAGCAGAUAUUAGUAAAAAUAAUAAGUUAAAAGAUACAUCUGGUGUUUCAACUAGUUCAAAUUCUGAUUUUGUCUUUGGUAAAAAUCUUUCACAGCGAGCCACAGGCAUCACAUCUGGUGAACCUACUGCAAUAUUUGGAGAAAAUUUAACAUCCAAAACUGUUACAGAAACAAAUGGAUCUAAAGAAUUAUCAAACAAAGAUGACAGUGAUUCUGACUCAGGUAGACUAAAUAGAACUCUUGAAGAAUCUGCUCGAGAGUAUCAAGCCAAACAUGAAAACAAAACUGAAUUGAAAGAAGUAGAGAGAAUCACAGGUGAAGAAGAUGAGUCCAAUGUUUUACAGGCUAAUGCCAAGCUGUUCUUGUUUGAUGCUACAACACAGUCAUGGGUAGAAAGAGGUCGUGGCAUUAUUAGGCUAAAUGACCGUUCUUCUGAUGAUACUAAAGCCUUCCAGUCUCGGUUAGUAAUGCGUACUCAGGGCAGUUUGCGUGUAGUUUUAAACACAAAAAUUUGGCCUGGAAUGACAAUUGAGAGAGCAUCAGCGAAGUCUGUGAGGAUCACAGCAAUGGACACUGAUGAGAAUGUCAAAGUUUUCCUUAUUAUGACCAAUACCAAAGACUCUGAGAAUCUAUUAAGAGCGAUUGAUUGGAGGAUUCAGCGGCUGAAAAUCCAGGAAGAACCACACAGCGAGACACGGCCAGGAGAAAAGAGGAAGGCGGAUUCUGACUUUGAAUAUCCACAUAAAAAGAAAAUAAACAGUCCAUCUGAGUGUGUAAAGAAAGAUGAAUCAGACAGUAGUGUUCAGGAUCCAGAGACUGAAGCUUCUUGCGAAAGCCACUCUUCGUCUUUAACAAUCAAGUCAGAGUCAGAUGAAAUCUGACCUUAAGUAUGCAUUGACUCAGUCCCAAUUUGAAACAGGACCACACAUUUCUUGUUUUGAAGAAUGUAAAUAUGUGAGACCCAGUUUGAUACUGUAACCCUUCCUAUUUUAUUGUACCGGGUAGACGAUAUUAUACCUCUCAUGGAAUUUUCAUCAGUCAAGGAUGGUGUAAUAAAAAUUAAUGGCUCA
Physella acuta is the source of this 1867-nucleotide messenger RNA. RefSeq names its product ran-binding protein 3. Lineage: Eukaryota; Metazoa; Mollusca; Gastropoda; Physidae. Gene Ontology annotation, biological process: protein export from nucleus. The record is from RefSeq and is a predicted model, not a curated record.